AAUAGGGCGCCGUUCACGCGGUGCUUAAUCUGCGUCUCGCGCUCUGUCCGCACGAGCCGGUUCGGUUGGCGGUUAGUUUACCAGCAGCGGUCAACUUUCCUGAGAGGAGCCGUUAGUCAUGCAGCGUCUAACGGCGCCCAGAGCAGCUUCAGUCCGGACAGAGCUCUGCGUUUAGUCUCGUUUCAGGUUGUCUGGUUGUGGAAAGCCUAAGCAGGCCUGCUGGAAACUUCACUCGCCGAACAGCAACAAGUGUGCUGGAAAAAACCACUUUAUUCAGCCAUGACAGUUUACCAACUGCCGUGCAGCGGACCGUUGGACCUUCUCCUCUUCGGCUCCGUUUAACCCGUUUAACGUUAGCGAGAACCAAAGCAGCUCUUUUCCGUUUUGAGUACCCUUCGUAGUGUUUAAGUGCGAAACUUUUGGAUAACACAAAAAAAAGCUCAGCCAUGGGACCGAAACAGAGCAGCCCGGCGGCGAACGGCCGUGUCCGAGCUUACUCCGGCUCCGACCUGCCCUCCGCCACCACCGGCGGCGGCUCUGGCAGGGCGGCCGUGCUGAGGUACUACGCGGGCGGAGCGGGGAGUCAGCCGGCGGCGCAGAGAGGCCGAUACGGGGCGGACGGCAGACCCAGUUCUCUGAUUCAGUCCAGGGUUAUACCGAGCAGCGGGGGGACACCGAGACAAGGAGAUGGCACGGAUGGAGAACGAGACCUGUCCGGCCCCAGGCUUUUAAUCGGGUCCUUACCUGCACACCUGUCUCCGCACCUGCUAGGAGCUGGAUUCCAUUGUCCCGUGUGUUCAAAGUUUGUUGCCUCAGAUGAAAUGGAUCUCCACCUUGUCAUGUGCCUCACCAAACCGAGGCUGACCUAUAAUGAGGACGUUUUGACAAAGGACUCUGGGGAAUGUGCAAUAUGCUUGGAUGACCUGUUGCAGGGGGACACCAUUGCCAGACUGCCCUGCCUCUGCAUCUACCACAAAGGGUGUAUUGAUGAAUGGUUUGAGGUGAAUAGGUCUUGCCCGGAGCACCCCACUGAUUAAACCACUGCUAUUAUUGCACAGGUUCCCUAAUGUAUUCGCUGAGGAGUAGCUUAUAAGAAGACAUCCAGAAAUUGCUGUGAUCCAGGAUUUGGACACUGAUUUAUAAGUCUCACCUGUUACCAGCUGAGGCCUGUGCCAAAAGACAGUUAAAAGCAAAGCCUCAGGGAUCCCAUCUGCAUGUGUAACACACCCUUUGGAUCUUCUUCAUUUUAACACACCACAGGACAAAGUGUCCACAAGCCCAACCAGCGUGUCACACCCUCCGGGCAUCAGGUUUCAGGUUGUAGCCUUCAAAACUUUGCACUGGACAGCCUUCUUCCUUUCUGGACUUAUCUAACCCUGCUUGGGGUGGGGGGGGGAGAAGGACAUUUCAGUCAAAUGCAUGACUGAACGUGAAGAAUGAUGAUUGUGAUUAUGGCCAUUUUUGGGAUAAGCUGGAGGUUAUUUUUCUAAUUUUUCUGUCUGUAAAUAGAAAUUUUGGAGUAGCCACUAAUUGAUUUUCUUUUCCUUCAGCCUCUCCAUUUCAAAGAAAUGGUCCAUUGUCAUUUGUUUCCCUUUCUAGUGUAGAGAUCACAUAGCAGGGUGCUAAAGAAUCAAGUGCCGUUUUGUCAAAAUGUGCUGCUACGUUUAUCACAAACAAUAGUCAGAAAUGAUAUAUUUUACUAAAGCAUUUGUUUUCUAAGAGACCGUGUUGGUUAGGAACGAAGAUCAAGGUAAAUGUCAAAUUUAUUCCACUGUUCUGUUGUUGCUAGUGGUUUUGACACAUCUUCAGUUUCCUCGCAAGUUGUAGAAUCAUGAGUUAAGUAAUUACAGCAGUCACAGUUUUGAUUGCACAUGUAGUAUAAGAAUGGCACAGCCUCACAAAAGGUGUGUUACUGUAGUUUGGCUCAUCACAUUUACUCAAUUUCAUUUGACUGUUUUAUUGUACUGUUUCUCACAAGAAAAAACACUUUAAAAUGUUUCCAUAUAAUUUUAAUAGUAGUUCCAAACACUUUGCACGUAUGUACAAUAGUGUUAUUGUGAGUAAAAUCCACCGUGAUAACUUUAAUAAAAAAAAAAUGCAUACACA
Molecule: messenger RNA, 2106 nt
Organism: Pygocentrus nattereri (red-bellied piranha)
Lineage: Eukaryota; Metazoa; Chordata; Actinopteri; Characiformes; Serrasalmidae
Gene: znrf2a
Product: zinc and ring finger 2a
Exons: 5
Coding region: 447-1037 (196 amino acids)
Source: RefSeq, a predicted model, not a curated record